AUGCGAUUGUUGACCUUUGAAAUUGUUUUGAAGACCAUAUCAGAUGAAACGUUGCAAGAUCUUGUGUACAAACUAGUGCCGGGAUUAUAUAGGAAUGAAAUGAAGAGACGAAGGGAUUUUUAUGCUAAUAACAGUAAUCGAGUUCGAAAUGGUGAUGCUGAGAACCAGUUACCACCCACCACUUCUGGAGAAGACAGAGGUGAUGAAGCACUACAACGUCUUAUCUACACAGAAGAUGAAAGCAUCAGCCUUUCACUGGAACUUUGCACUGGCCAUACUGAAGAGAGAUUGAAAUUUCUUACAAAAGAAAAUUUGAAUGGAAACAAUAAAGAUAAGAACAAAGAAGUUCGCUAUCUUCUGUGUCCGGCAGCAUUUACUGUGGCUCAUGUAAAAAAGUUUCUACGCAUGAAAUUUGAACUUGGACCACACUAUGAAAUUCAUAUAUUCCAUUCUGAUGAACCCUUGAAGGACACAUACACUCUAAUCGACAUUGCCUACAUUUACACAUGGCGAAGGAACGCUCCUCUCCGGUUAUUUUACUCUGUUUUUGAAAAUGACAACAAGAGACCAAAGCUGUCGAAUUCUGAAUCCGUCCCUGAAAAUAUUUGCUCCAAGGAUCCUUGUAAGCCUCCUGUUCAGAUCCGUACAUCUACAACAAACAGCAGGAUGACUACAAUAAUGACCAGCAUGGCUAGCAGCCAAGUGAAUGCCACUCCUGUUGCUGCCACAGCCAAUAUCAUCACUCCCAGCACAACUACGACAAACCCAAAUGGGCCGUUGUCAAACCAGCCCCCUGCCACUACUCUUCCUUCAUGCAGUCCAGUUACUGUAACAACCUCUAGUAAGAGUGCCGCAGUUAGCAGCUGUGCCAGUACAACCGACAUGACAACAAACCACAGCAAUAACGUGAUGCCAAAGACAAAGUCAUCCAUCAAUGACACGGCCGUUUUUCACAAACCCGCCUUGCCUCCUCCAACUCCCAAAUAUCCACAAAAUCCCAAAACUCUGCAGACUUCAAAGCCACUGCAGCUUAUUGCACCCAAACCUCACUUGGAUCUAAAUCGAAGACCACCCCCAUUCAUAGCCCCCAAAACCCUAACCCAUGUUGUACAGUUAACCGCACCCAAGGUCUCCAUGGCAACGAUCCCGAAACCUGCCCCUAUGCAACAACAUUCACAUCAACACCAACAAAAUCUGAUGCAGAAGUCACUCUCGAAUGAGAAAUUUUCUGCCAACAACUUUUCCAAAUCUUCCCCCUCUUCCCCUUCUCCUGUCCUGGUGCCAAAGACGGCUGCAGCAUCUGCAAGUGCCCAGAGAAUACUUCAGGCGAAUUCUUUGAAAAUUCUACAGAAUUAUGGGCCAAAGAAUUCUCAACCUAGCUGGCAGAAAAUAUCCUCUGGCAGCCUCCAGAAGUCUCUACAGACAAACGGCAACCCAAAACCUGCACCGAUGCCGUCGGCAAGCCACAAACUGCAGCCGGGAUGUUCAAGUAGCUGCAAGGGUAAUGUCAAGGCACCUUCGAAGAAUGAAAUUUGUCUGGCACCAAAGGCCGAGAACAAGAAACUGACUGAUACUGUGAUGAAUGGAAACAAACCCGGAAGUAGUGGCAAGAAUGAAUUGUAUGGCGCCACCGUACCAGCAGCAAAGGGCACCAAGAAAGACGGUUCCAAUGACAAUUUUGUCCUUUUCCUCCUUGCAUUUGUUUUCUCCCCCUCCCUCUCUUUUGUUUUCUUGUUUUCUCCCCCUCCCUCUUUUCUCCCUCCCUCGUUUUUUUUUUCCUCACACUUCCUUUUCUUACCCCUUCUCUUGAUUACCUUUUCUUGUCCUCCCUCUCACCUUUCCUCCCCCCCACUUUCCUCCUCUCCCUCCCGUUUUGCUUUCUAUCUCACUUCUUUUCAUAUCCCUCAUAACUUUUCUUUUCUUCCCCUCUCCUCACAUUUUUCUUCACCUCCUUCUCACAUCUUUUCUUUUCCCUCCCUCUCUUCUAUUGAAAUUUCCUGGUAUUGGGAUCAUUUAUCUCUCUCUCUCUCUCUCUCUCUCUCUCUCUCUCUCUCUCUCUUUUUAAUUUUAUUCUUUAUCCUUUCCAAUUUGCCUUUCUUUUUCUUUUUUUCUUUCUUUCUUUUUCCAUUUAUUCUUUCUUUUUCGUCCCUCGUUUUUUAUUUCUCAUUCAAAACUAAUCUCCUAAAUUAUUUUUGUUCUGUUACUCUUUUUAUGUUUUUUUUUUUUUCUUUCUCUUCGUUUUUUUUUAAAUAA
Molecule: messenger RNA, 2253 nt
Organism: Acanthosepion pharaonis
Lineage: Eukaryota; Metazoa; Mollusca; Cephalopoda; Sepiida; Sepiidae
Source: the annotation of a GenBank genome assembly